This is a messenger RNA of Saccostrea echinata, 1477 nucleotides long. RefSeq lists its product as uncharacterized. NCBI's taxonomy places the organism in Eukaryota, Metazoa, Mollusca, Bivalvia, Ostreida, Ostreidae. Bases 1 to 1470 code for a protein of 489 amino acids. The transcript is spliced from 10 exons. The record is from RefSeq and is a predicted model, not a curated record.
AUGGAGGAAAAACCAUUAAAGUCUAUCGUUUACAUUUACACAGACUGUCAAACAGUGGCCAGUGAUAUCCUUUUUCUCUUGGAUGCAUCAGGAAGUAUCGGAGAACAUGUCUAUCAUACGCAAAUCAUUCCAUUUGUACAGGAUUUUAUCAGUAAACCUACACUCAGGUUUGGUCCUUCCAACACCCAGGUCGGUGUCAUGGCAUUUGCCGAUGGACAGCACAGUGAUUUGCCCUUGAAAAAUUUUCAAACGAAGAUAGAAUUAAUAACCGAAAUUCAGACGUAUAUGUCAUUUCGUGGUGGAGCGACUGACACACACAACGCUUUGACGCAUGUUAGGGAGCAUAUGUUUACGAAAGAGAAGGGUGACCGUCCGGGGGCGGAAGACGUUCUGGUCAUAAUGACGGACGGGGGUUCGUCAAUUCCAGAAGAAACUGUGAAAGAAAUCUACAAUAAUUCUCAGAAGGACUUCUUUUGUGGCUCUGUGUUCAUUUUCAUUAAUAGCCUUAAACGUCAGAAUGUAACAAUCUACGUGGUGCCAGUCGGGAAUUGUAAGUUUUACUGGAACGAAAUUUACAGUAUGGCCACCAGCUCACAUCACGUGAUCACUGAUUUGAAUCACAUUGAUACUUUCACAGCAGCGCAACUCCUGUGGAGAUGGAUCUGUAGAGCUGCUACAACAUUUUCCACAUUCACGUCCUUGACUUCGAGAAGGCCACACAAUCCUGUAUUUAUUCCACUUUUUCCGACAGCACCAACAACUAUAUCUCCAAAAACAACCAACCCUCAACAUGUUUUCUUUACCGCCAAUAUCAUACAUCCAUCACACCUACCCUGUGUUGACGCUGAUCCAGACUGUCCUACGUACCCCCCGGACGUCUGUACAGCUGAUAAAGACUGGGCCAGGAGCAGCUGUAGAAAGACAUGUGUCCUGUGUGAAGUACCGACAACAAUAUCCCCUAUGCCAACAACCACUCCCAAACCGACAUCAACUACAUCCAAAGCUACAACAACCACUCCCAAACCGACAACGACUACUCCAAAACCAACAACGACUACUCCCACAACAACCACUCCCAAACCGACAACAACUACUCCCAAGCCGACAACAACCACUCCCAAACCGACAACAACGAACCCCAAACCGACAACAACCACUCCCAAACCCUUAACAAUCACACCUAAGCCUUCAACGACAGCACCAAAACCACAUUUUCAAACAGCGACCUGUGACGACCAGGACCCGUUCUGUAGCACGUACUCUCUGGCAAUUUGUACAACAAACCCGGUUUGGGCGUCUGGCAGCUGUAGAAAAACUUGUGGACUGUGUCAUAGUAAACCUACCACAAAACCCACAACAACGACGUCAAAACCCACAACCGCGAAAGCAACUCCACAACGCCAUCACUACGUCACCAUUAGAAGUAUUGUUGGAGAAAAAGGAGGUGGAAUUUUAAAUAUAAAAAUUUGAUAACAAG